AUGCGGUCUGAUAUUCUCUUCUCCUCAGCGCUUGUCGUUCUUUUAUCUUCCAUCGCUGUUGCUGGCCCAAUAGAUUCACAGGCAGAGCCUCAACAUGAUAUUAAACGAAACUUUCUUGGUCUAGGUGCUCUUUUUGGGGGCACUGAUGACUCUGGAGGAGACGUGGGAGCGAAGGGUGUUGUGACAAGCACACUCCCGACACCAUCACCUGCAAAGGCCACGAUUCUCACGAGCACAAUACUGGAAUCUGCUGCAAAAGCCACCAGUACAAGCACGGUCCAAGCACCGCCUCCUCCUGCCAUCACAUCGUGCCUUCCACCUUCGACCGUCACUGUUACUGAGACAGUAACCUCCAUAUCUACUGUUACGGUUCAGCCUCCCGCUGUAGCUCAAACUGAGACAAGCACAUCAGUUGUAGUAGCUGCUAGUGCUGCUCCGCCUCCACCAUCAACGGGCAAUACUGGAGCUGGUUCAUCAAAUUCCGGAUCGUCUUCAUCCAGUUCCUCUUCUUCAGGAUCGUCAUCUGGAUCAUCUUCCGGAUCCAAUGGAGCAAAUGGAGUAGCACCUCCCGUUGUCAGUCCAGCUCAACCUCCCCCACCAGAGGCAAGUCCACCUUCAACGGGCUCUGGAUCAACAAGUGGAAGUUCCGGCUCAAGCGAAUCCUCAGGAUCAGCCGGAUCAAGUGGAUCUUCAGAUAGCUCUGGAAACGGAAACACCGGCUCAUCAUCUUCGUCAAGUUCUUCAUCAAGCAGUUCAUCAUCUUCGUCCUCGUCAUCCUCGGUUCAGGUCAUCAUCAUCCAACUCAUUCAACCAGGAACCACGACCACGAUCAUCGAACAACAAGCUGGGCAAAUGGUUACUUCUACCGUCACUACUCCACCACUGACCGUCACCUCCACGGUCACCUUGACGCAAGGAGCAAGUGCAACUGCCCUGGCAGGACUCAGCAACGGAACUGCGACGGUUAUCAGCAACACAACGGUUAGUAGCAACAGCACGUCUUCAAUAAGCGGCCAAGCAUCACUCAACGGGACCGCUUCAGCAACAAAUGGCACCGCCUCUGCCAAGAAACCAAAGCAUCCAAAGGUAGCAGGAAACAGCACAGAAUCCGCUCGCCCAGCAGGAACCGGCAAAGCGGGAAAGAUGCCACCACCACCAAAAACGGCCGGCAAUGGCACGAAACCCGCACCUCCAAUGGGAACAGGCAAACCGGCCAAUAAUCCGCCAAAAGCGGCGGGAAAUGAAACGAAACCUGCUCCUCCGAUGGGUACUGGGAAAGCUGGCAACAAAGAUCCUCCUCCUCCUCCGGCUGCAGCGAAUGUGACAGCUGCACCGCCGCCGCCAGCAGACAAUGGCACAAAACUUCCUCCGCAAGGUGCUGCGAAUGUGACGGCGCCUCCUCCUCCGCCACCACCUAAUGCAGGGACGGCUCCUCCUCCAGCGGCUUUGAACGGCACUGCUCCUGACGCCGGAAAAUCUGCUCCUCCGAGCCCACCUGUGGCAUAG
This is a messenger RNA of Mollisia scopiformis, 1506 nucleotides long. RefSeq lists its product as uncharacterized. NCBI's taxonomy places the organism in Eukaryota, Fungi, Ascomycota, Leotiomycetes, Helotiales, Mollisiaceae. The record is from RefSeq and is a predicted model, not a curated record. The coding region runs from base 1 to 1506 and encodes 501 amino acids. The transcript is spliced from 2 exons.